AUGGUAUUAGUUCUUCCACAAAAAUCUUCAAUUAGUGUCAUGGGAUCCAAGAGACCAUUCACAACUGGUGGUGGAGGUGGUGGCAAGCCGGGCUUUGAAGCAAUACUUUACUCAUUCACCACAUCAUCAUUCCACCUCAUCAAUCUUGUAAAACAAUAUAUUGUAACAAUAUUAUUCUUAUUCAAACAUCAACAACAACAACAACAACAACAACAAAUGGAGUUUUCUUUUGACAAUACUAAAUUAAGUGGCAAUUACACCUCUAGACGCCAACUUCCUUUUGGCGGUGUUCCAGCAACAAAUGAAACACCUCAAGGAACCGUUCCUUUAAGAGGUGGAUUUUCAUUUUAA
Cavenderia fasciculata is the source of this 351-nucleotide messenger RNA. RefSeq lists its product as uncharacterized. The transcript has 4 exons. Bases 1 to 351 code for a protein of 116 amino acids. The record is from RefSeq and is a predicted model, not a curated record. Lineage: Eukaryota; Evosea; Eumycetozoa; Acytosteliales; Cavenderiaceae.